AUGCCUCAAAGCAUGGAAUCUUUGAGCCUAGAGGCUGUCACAAAAGAGCUUCCUGAAAUCCAGCAGCUGGACCAUGAGGAUGUCAAGCAAAAUGAAGCACGCUUAACCGGUAGAUUGGUCAGAUCGAACAUCGGAAAUGCGAAACUCGGCGGGUUGGAGAAAGAUUUGGAUUUGACCCAAUCGGAAUAUCAGUGGUCUUUAUCCAUCUUCUACUUUGGGUACGUUAUUUUCGACUUGCCGUCGAAUAUUAUUAUGCGACGCUGGCGUCCAUCUUACUGGUUCGGUAUACUGAUGUGUGCAUGGGGUGCAGUAGCCACUGCAAUGGCCGCAUGCCGUAACUUUACUGGUCUUGCAAUUGCCCGGUUUUUGCUUGGCACUUUUGAAGCCGGCUUCUUUCCUGGUGUCAUUUAUUUCAUGUCACUUUGGUAUACUCGUAAGGAAUACGCACGUCGUGUAGGCUUUUUUUGGUCCUUUGGUUCCCUCGCAGGUGCCUUUGGUGGCUUGAUUGCUUACGGUAUCAGUCAAAUUCCCACGCAUACCGUUGCAACCUGGCAGUGGCUUUUUAUCAUUGAAGGCGCUCCUUCCGUUUUGUUGUCUGUUUUGGCGGCAUGGUACUUGCCAAACAAACCGGAAGAAGCCAAAUUUUUGACCGACGAAGAAAGAAAGUUUGCUGUUCGACGUUUGGCAGAAGAUGCUGGUGUGGCGAAUGACCAUUCAUGGUCAUGGAAACAGGUCGCUUCCGUAUUUAGUGAUUGGAAAACCUACGUCUAUAUGGCUAUUUACAUUCUGGGAUCCAUCGCGGUUCAAGGCGUCACGUUGUUUCUUCCUUCCAUCAUUGCUGGUAUGGGAGAGUGGUCACUUCCAGUCGCCCAAGCUUUGACCACCCCUCCCUAUGUCCUGGCUUUUGUAUCUGUCAUCGCCAUCGGUUACAGCUCUGACAAAUUCUUUGAAAGAGCUCUUCACUUGGUUGCCGUCAAUCUAGUGUCAUUUGCAGGGUUUACGAUUUUAAUGUUUGUGUCCUAUGACAAUGUUGUAGCCCAUUAUGCGGGAGCGUGUCUCGUCACCAUGGCCGUUUACAGCAAUGUCACUGUAAAGGUGGCAUGGUUCAACAAUAAUUUUGGCGGAUUGACACGACGAGCCGUAGCUUCUGCAGCCAUUGUUGCUGUGGGUACCAUUGGUGGAGCUAUUGGUGGGCAGAUUUAUUUUGAUCCUCCUCAUUACUUUGCGGGAAGUAUGAUUGCAUUUGCUUGCAUGGUAGCCCAAACUAUAUUGGUCAUCGGUUUACGUAUUACUCUUGCCCGUGAGAAUAAACGCCGGGACCAACUGUCCCCCGAAGCCAAGGAGCAAGAAAUUUUCGCAUAUGGCGGUGUAGACCUGGCCGGUGAUCGCCACCCAGAUUACCGCUAUGUGCUAUAG
Radiomyces spectabilis is the source of this 1416-nucleotide messenger RNA. RefSeq names its product major facilitator superfamily domain-containing protein. The record is from RefSeq and is a predicted model, not a curated record. The transcript has 8 exons. Bases 1 to 1416 code for a protein of 471 amino acids. Gene Ontology annotation, cellular component: membrane. Gene Ontology annotation, biological process: transmembrane transport. Gene Ontology annotation, molecular function: transmembrane transporter activity. NCBI's taxonomy places the organism in Eukaryota, Fungi, Mucoromycota, Mucoromycetes, Mucorales, Radiomycetaceae.